GCGCCUGAAGCCCUGAUUUUUUAUUUUUUUGGAGCUGGAGAGGAGCACGCGCCGGCCCAGCCGCGGUGAGCUCUGCUCGUGCCCGCGCCUGGCCGUCCUCCGGGAGCUCGGCUGGGUGGCGCUCGUGCCCGCCCGCCCGCCGCCUGCGGCUCGCGCUCGGGUGCGCCGCCGGGUCCCUGGAGCCGGCCGCGUCCUUUGUGCGGCGCUCGCUUUGCGCCGCUGGGCAGCGGGACGGCAUGCGGGCGCUGCAGAGGCUUUUCUCUUCUGCUCAAACUCUUGAAACAAUGGACUGUAAGAGGAGCAUGGAUUGAGGGGGGCGAGCGGGGAAGCGAAGCGAGCUGCACAGGGAAUCAUGACUUCUGCCGCCGAGAUUAAGAAGCCACCAGUGGCCCCCAAGCCAAAGUUUGUGGUAGCAAAUAAUAAGCCAGCUCCACCUCCUAUUGCACCUAAACCUGAUAUUGUGAUCUCUAGUGUUCCACAGUCAACAAAGAAAACCAAACCAGCAAUAGCCCCAAAACCAAAAGUUCUGAAGGGCUCACCUGUUGGAGACAUUGGGCAGUCACCAUCAAGGAAAAUCAUUGUGAACCUGGAAGAGCACAAACAGGAAUUACCUGAAAAUGCUGACAACUCUAAUUGUAAAAAUGUAGGGCAUCAGAGCAAUGAUUAUAUUUUACCAAUGUGUUCAUGCAGUUCUCAGUGUAUCCAUAAACUUGGGAAUAGAGAGAAUUUGUGUGUAAAGCAACUUAUCUUAGAGCCCCUGGAAAUGCAUGAAAGUUUAGAAAAUAGUAAAAUUGAUGAAUUCUCUUCAGCUAUAAAAACAAGGAGUAAAUGUGAUUCUAAUGUUGAAAAUGUCAAGAGCCAGAGUGGAGUAGUUUUAAAGGCAAACAUCCUAGAAGAGAAGCUUAAAAAUGUUUUAACACAACGAACAUUACCUUUUAUUUCCCUACAGAAGCACAGAUCCACAAACAACUCAGAAAUUAAUGAUGGCUAUAAUUCUAACAGACAAUUCAGAAUUGAGUUUGCAGAUUUGUCACCUUCCCUGUCCAGCUUUGAAAAAGUUCCUGAUCAUCACCACUGCCACCUACAGCUUCCUAGUGAUGAAACUUAUAAGCAUAGCAGUGAAAAAAGCAAUACUUGCUUUCAUUCAUCUGAACAAGAAGCUCUGGAAAAUGGUAAAAGGAGUACUUUUCUAUCUUCAGAUGGAGUUAAUAAGAAAUCAGAAGUCAAAGACCUUGGUCCCUUAGAAAUUCAGUUAGUACCAUAUACUCCCAAAUUUCCAACCCCCAAGCCCAGAAAGACACGGGCUGCUCGUCUGUUACGUCAAAAGUAUAUAGAUGUUCCUAGUGAAAGUACUGAAGAACCAGAGAAUUUAGAUAGUAACUCUUCUUGUCUUUUAGAAGCUGGUUUGAAAAACAAUAAAAUCAGUGUUCUUCAUCAGAAUGUUUUGUGUAACCAGGAACAGGUGGACAAAGUGAAGCCAGGAAAUAAAAGUGAAUUGAAUGUGGACUCCAAUGGUGACAGACAAAAUUUAGUCAAUCCACAGAAAGCUAUGUGUCAUGAAACAUCUUCCUUUGAAAAAAUGGAAACAGAUUCUAAUUUAAAUUCUGACAGCAAGACAGUGGAUGGUUCUAGUAUGUCACUUGCUGUGGACAAAGGGACCAGUUUUAUAAGAUGUAGUACUUUAUCUAUGAGCCUGCCUAAGCAGCUCAAAUUAACCUGCAAUGAACAUUUGCCUACCACCUGUAACCUGGGAGUGUCUGCCCCUCAAAUGCAAAAGCAAUCUACAAUAAAAGGUGAAAUUUCCUCAAGGAUUGUCCCGAAAAAACCUCAAAGACACAGCUUGCCUGCUGCAGGAGUGCUUAAAAAGGCUGCCUCAGAGGAGCUUGUGGAAAAAAGUUCUUAUCCCUCAAAUGAGGAAAAUAAUUCAGAGAAAGGUCUAGAAAGAAAUCACCCUCGGCAUUUGUGCGCCCAAAACCUCAGUAUGUCGUCUUCCUUUGAUAUGCCUAAACGGGCUUCAGAAAAGCCAGUGUGGAAAUUACCUCAUCCUAUUUUACCCUUUUCAGGGAACCCGGAAUCCUUAAAGUCUGUCACUAUAUCAUCAAAUAGUGAGCUUUCAACUGCCAUAACUAAGCCUAGAGCAAAAUCGUUAUCUGCCAUGGAUGCGGAAAGGUGCACUAAGCCUUGCAAAGACACUCAAAAGAAAAACUCUUUAAAGAAGUUGCUCAACAUGAAACUGUCCAUCUGUUUCAUGAAGAGUGACUUCCAGAAAUUUUGGUCCAAGAAUAGCCAGCUUGGAGACACAACCGCAGGUAGCCUGUCAGGUGGGGAGAGGAAAGGAAUUGAAAGUGAUGAAAGUGAAAGGCAUGGCAUGUUGGUAGAAGAGAAGAGAAGUAAACCCAUCAAGGCAUAUUCUGCAGAUAACUACAGCCUAGAAUCCCAAAAGAAGAGGAAGAAGUCUCGGGGUCAGACCAGUGCAGCUAAUGGACCAAGAGCUGAGUCUUUGGAUGAUCAAAUGUUCUCCAGGGAGUCCUCAUCUCAGGCGCCUUGCAAAUCUAUUACGAGUGGCUGUGCACCAGAGUAUGAAAAUGUACGCCAUUAUGAGGAAAUACCAGAGUAUGAGAACUUGCCAUUUAUAAUGGCCAUGGGGAAAACUCCCGAGUUAGAAUGGCAGAAUACCAGAAGCAUGGAGGACACCGAUGCAAAUGUGUAUGAGGUAGAAGAGCCAUAUGAAGCUCCAGGUGGCCAGGUGCAACUUGGACCCAGACAUCAGCAUUCCAGUUCUGGAGCAUCCCAGGAGGGACACAAUGAUCUUGGUCUUGGUGAACUUCCUUCGGAUGAGGAAGAAGACAUGAACAGUUCUGACGAAGACGAUGUCAGCUCUGAUUCUAGUAAAGGGGACCCUGACCUGGGAGACAAACAGGAUGAAGAUACUGGAAUGAAGAGUAAAGUCCAUCAUAUUGCCAAGGAGAUUAUGAGCUCAGAGAAGGUGUUUGUGGAUGUGUUAAAACUUUUGCAUAUUGAUUUCCGAGACGCAGUAGCCCAUGCUUCCAGGCACCUUGGGAAACCCGUGAUUGAGGACCGAAUCCUAAAUCAGAUCCUGUACUACUUGCCUCAGCUGUAUGAGCUCAACCGGGAUCUCCUGAAGGAACUGGAGGAAAGAAUGUCAAACUGGACUGAACAACAUAGAAUUGCUGAUAUCUUUGUAAAGAAGGGACCAUAUCUAAAAAUGUAUUCCACGUACAUCAAAGAAUUUGACAAAAAUAUAGCUUUGCUGGAUGAGCAGUGCAAGAAGAACCCAGCUUUUGCUGCUGUUGUUAGAGAUUUUGAGAUGAGCCCACGCUGUGCUAAUCUGGCCCUCAAGCACUACCUGCUCAAGCCAGUUCAGCGGAUCCCGCAGUACAGGCUGCUGCUGACAGAUUAUUUGAAAAAUCUUCUAGAGGACUCUGGAGAUUACAGAGACACUCAAGAUGCCCUUGCUGUCGUUAUAGAGGUUGCCAACCAUGCCAAUGACACCAUGAAGCAAGGAGACAACUUUCAGAAGCUUAUGCAGAUUCAGUACAGCUUAAAUGGACACCAUGAAAUAGUGCAGCCUGGACGGGUUUUUCUCAAAGAAGGAACUCUGAUGAAGCUGUCUCGGAAAGUCAUGCAGCCCCGAGUGUUUUUCCUGUUUAAUGAUGCCCUGUUGUAUACAACACCAGUGCAGUCUGGGAUGUAUAAACUGAACAAUAUGCUUUCAUUGGCUGGAAUGAAGGUCAGAAAACCCACCCAAGAAGCAUAUCAGAAUGAACUAAAGAUUGAAAGUGUAGAACGCUCCUUUAUCCUCUCAGCCAGUUCUGCCACAGAAAGGGAUGAAUGGCUAGAAGCGAUUUCCAGGUCAAUAGAAGAGUAUGCCAAAAAAAGAAUCACAUUCUGUCCUAGUAGGAGUCUUGAUGAGGCUGACUCAGAAAAUAAUGAGGAAGUUAGUCCUCUUGGAUCAAAGGCUCCCAUCUGGAUCCCUGAUAUCAGAGUCACAAUGUGUAUGAUCUGCACAAGUGAAUUUACUCUCACCUGGAGAAGACACCACUGCCGGGCCUGCGGGAAGAUUGUAUGCCAAGCUUGUUCAUCAAAUAAAUAUGGUUUAGAUUACCUGAAAAAUCAACCAGCAAGAGUAUGUGAACACUGUUUCCAAGAACUGAAGAAACUAGAUCACCAGCAUUCUCCUAAGAUUGGAUCUCCUGGAAAUCACAAAUCUCCUUCAAGUGCCUUAUCAUCAGUCUUACAUAGUAUUCCAUCAGGGAGGAAACAGAAAAAAAUCCCAGCUGCUCUCAAAGAAGUAUCAGCAAACACAGAAGAUUCUUCCAUGAGUGGCUACUUGUACAGAUCAAAGGGCAAUAAAAAACCUUGGAAACACUUGUGGUUUGUUAUAAAAAAUAAAGUGCUGUAUACAUAUGCUGCAAGUGAGGACGUGGCAGCUUUGGAGAGUCAGCCUUUACUAGGAUUCACUGUCACUCAAGUCAAAGAUGAGAAUUCAGAGUCUAGAGUGUUUCAGUUACUACAUAAAAACAUGUUAUUUUAUGUGUUCAAAGCAGAUGAUGCUCACUCAGCUCAGAAGUGGAUAGAAGCAUUUCAGGAAGGCACAGUAUUGUAGCAAUACUGGUUUCAUCCCUUCUGUGAUUCCAAAUGGGUGGAAUUUCAUCAGAAUGGAGUAAAUGCAGUACAAAAAUUUUAUAUAAAUGAACACUGCCAAGAUAAAUCCAGCCAAAAUCUUCAUCAAAUAUUAUGAAUUAUUUUGUUAGGUAUAAGGACAUUUUGGCAAUUAGAACAUGGCAACCAUAGAAGAAAUUGCACAUCAAAUUAUUGAACAACAGAUGGGAGAGGGGCUGCCUGCCAUGUAAUGAUAUGGUAUGAUGAAACAUGUCAACAUAUAAAAGAUGUACCUCACUCAGUGGGCCAGUGUGAUAUUACGAAAUCACUGACAAGUGAAGGAUCCAUUCAAAUUACAGGAUAGAUCAACGGAUUCUGAUACAGUUUCUGGUUUCACAUUACAACUAGCCUUUAAAAAGCUACCACUUGUCGAGUUUGAAUGUGCUAUCAAAGAACUGCCACACGUUGCAUGCACCUAAAGCUCUUCUCUAAGAAAUAAGUUUGUCAGCCAUUAGAAUUUUGUUUACUUCACAGUAAUAAUACUGAUAGAAAUAAUCCACAGUGAAGCCUACAACAGCUUAAGCUUUACAUGGUAAAAUUUGUUAUAAACUGAUUCAAAUUCACAUCUUAGAGGUAAAAUUGAAAAUUGUUAGGGGAAGAUAGUGCUGGAAAUAACCUAUGUAAAAUAAAAUUGACAGCAGUGAAAAGUACACCCAGAAAAAUAAGACAUGCUGGCAAUAAUGGUCAACAAAGAAGACUCAAAUUGGCAGCAGCUAUAAUCAGUACGGUUCUACUCUAGACAAAAACUGAUGAGUAAUUCAGAACUUUGUUGUAAUUUUUGCAUAGAAAAGAAUCUUGAAAAUAACUUCAGGGAAAUGGAAAAAAGUAGGAAACAAACCAACUUUGCCAUUUUAAAUUUGAACCAAGGGAUUAAAUUGGCUUAAUGAGUUUACUCUGUAAAAUAUUUGCUCAACAACAACAAAAGCCCUCAGUGCUGGGCUGGUUCUCUUUAUUCCUGAACUUGCUCUUCCCUAGGCUUCUCCAACUCAGUAGAUAGCAAUCCUGUCCUCCCAAUUGCUCAGAGCAAAAUUUGCUAGUCAUCCUUGACUCUUCUCUCCUUAUAUUCCACAUCUAGUCCAUCAGCAUAUCUUGUCACAUUUCCCUUCAUAAAAUAUCCCAAAUCCAAUCAUUUUUUCCUCCAGCAUGGCUAUUACCCUGUCCCCUGCCAGCAUCUCUGCCCGUAUAUAAUUCCCAGAUAUUGCCAGUGUGUGAGCAAUAGCAUCCUUUCUGGUCUUCCUUAAUUCUUCUCUUGAACAUCACAGGCUAGUCUACACACUAAAUCUAGAAUUACCCUUUUUGAAAAAGAUCUUGCUACUCUGCUCCGUGACCUUCCAAUGGAUCUCCAUUUCACACAGGAGGAAAUCCAGAUUUUGUAGUCCUUACGAAGCCCCAUACCACGUGGCUCCUGCUGUCGCUCAGAUCCCGUCUUUUACCAUAAUCCCUUCUGCCACUCUGUCUCACGCACAUAGCUCUCUUGCAGUGUCUCUUGCCUCAAAUGUGUGAAACACUGCCCCACAACCUUCUCCCUGUGUCCCAGGUAAAGGAUGCACUUCCUCCAGCUAGUCCUAAGCUUUGGUCUGCUACUUCACUCAGGUCUGUGCAAAAAUGUCAUCUCCUCAUGGCUUUUGUUCCAUCAGUGACUGUCACCAUCUCUACCCUGCUUGAUUUUUUCUUUGUAGCACUUGAUACCAUCUGACAAUAUUAUUUGCUUGUUUGUUUUUUAUCUGCCUUUCCUCACUAAAAUAAAAGCUUUAUGAGAACAAA
Molecule: messenger RNA, 6447 nt
Organism: Mirounga angustirostris (Northern elephant seal)
Lineage: Eukaryota; Metazoa; Chordata; Mammalia; Carnivora; Phocidae
Gene: FGD6
Product: FYVE, RhoGEF and PH domain containing 6
Exons: 23
Coding region: 353-4627 (1424 amino acids)
Biological process (GO): regulation of GTPase activity
Cellular component (GO): cytoplasm
Molecular function (GO): guanyl-nucleotide exchange factor activity; metal ion binding
Source: RefSeq, a predicted model, not a curated record